AUGUGGUGGAAGCGCUUCUUGCUGGCAAUGCAGAAGUUUGUGCUCUUGACGGAGAUGGCCGAUCGGCACUGGAUUGGGCAGAAUGGCGCGGGCGUGGACACGUUGUCCAAGCUUUGCAACGCCACGAACGCUUGCACCGAUUGCUGGAUGAGCAGCGUGCUGCGUUUGCGGCAGCCAGAAGAGCAGUACGCACCCUUCGCAGAAGCAGGUGUCGAAGAAAUGGUGGAAAGGUUAAGGCAGCAAAAUGAAUUACUGGAACAACGGGAGCUUGAGCGAGUGGACCUGGAGCAACGCUUAACACUGUGCGAGCAGGAGGAGCACAGUUGCAAGGACACCUUGGCGCGGGAAAGGGAGCUGCAGCAGCAUCACGAUGGUAGUCUUCGAUCUGAGUUGGUGUACGAAAAAAAGCAGUUCGACAUGUUGCGUGAACAACACGAGUCUGGAUUGACACGGGCAGAAGAGGAAAUUCAGCGGCGUGAAGCAACAUGGCACCGGGAACGACUACAGUGCGAAGAAGCCGAGGAUCGUGUACGUGUUUUGGAAAAGCAGUGUGGGCCAGGUGAAGAGCGACUCCAACAAUGUGAAGAUAUGUUCGAACGAGAAUGUCGCAAGCGAGUUGAAGCUGAAGAUUGCCUGAGGGAACGUGAGACGAUGGAGCAGCAGCGCAACGAUGUUGCACAGCGUGCGAUCCAGAAGCUGGAGCAGGAAGUAGCAGCGGCGGAGGACAGGGCGGAGCUUCUGCACAAAGAAGUCGUCACCGCAGAAGAGGAGCGCCAAACCGGCAAACCAGUGUAA
Messenger RNA from Symbiodinium sp. CCMP2592, 795 nucleotides. The record is from the annotation of a GenBank genome assembly. Lineage: Eukaryota; Dinophyceae; Suessiales; Symbiodiniaceae.